GUGUAUCCCGGUGUAAACAAACAGAGCACGAGUUGAGCUGGCUGUUUGUGUUUUUCCGGACACGUUUACCUGUUGAAGUUGGCUUUUUCGGGUCCGGAUGGAGAUAUUUGGGAGCACGUUUGACGACUCGAUGUUUUCGGAGGCGAGAGACCGAGUGACUGUGACUCUGUCGUCUUAUAACGCCAAACUGUGUCAACCAGAGUGGUUUUGUGAGAGUGCAGCUCUCGACACAGAUGAUCCUUUGGAGAAGCAGAAGGUCUACAAGUUCAGAGGUGACUUAGCUGUGAGACAAGGGAACUAUCAGAAAGCCUUGGAUGCAUACAGCAGCUGCCUGGAGUGGAUCGCUGACAACAACCUGACCAUCAGAAGAGAUGUACUGGAGGGAAUGGCCCGAUGCUGCACCAAACUGGGACAGAGAGACAGGGCUCUGGAGUUGGCCCACUUGCUGAGCAAAGAAGCCUCCAACACCUGUCACCUGACCGGCCUUCUGCUGCUCAAGGUCAGCAUCUACCAGCAUUUUGGAGCCGUAGGAUCAAAGAUGUCGUGUCUGCAGCAGCUGUGCAGCCUGCUGCCCUUCAACCCCUGGCACUGGUACAACCUGGGACAGACAUGUCUGCAGCUGCUGGAGAGCGACCGGACUACAGGAUCAUGUUCCCCACAGAGGUGUGUAUCACCAGAAGGGAAGAAUGAUGGAGACACUGAGGAACAACAGGAGGAGGCAGCAGAGCUGGAGGAGAACAGAAUCUGGCUGAAAGCUUGCACCUGUUUCAUCAGGACAAGACUUCUGUUGAGAAUCCUCCGGCAGCAGCAGUCAUCCUUUGUGUUGCAGCGCACUGAAAGCACCCUACAGAAGACAGAUGAGCUGUUACAGAGGCUGAAUCCCAAAGAAACAUCCCUGCAGGCUCUCACUGAGGUGAUGUCAGAGGACCUGAUCCCGGAGAAGAUGAGGGAGGACUACCAGGAUGGGGAGAGUCUGGCCUGUGUGUGUGUGCAGAGCUUCAGGGUGCGUUGGUGGAACAAGAUCUUACUGAUUGGCGUGCUGGAGACUGACAGCUGUCAACAUCAGAUGCAGACAGACACAAAGUCCUGAUGCUCCAGUGAUGACUGUUUUACAGAGAAAAUGGCUGACAGGAAGUGACUAAAGAACAUAUCGAAGGUCCUGUCACUGUAUAGAUCCAUCAAAGCACGAACGAAACACAAGAUGAAAGUCUACAAGUCUGUAUACAUGUAGAAAUACACAAACACAGGUCAAAUGCAAAAAUGAAUGCUGACAAUCUCAAAAUACCAAAAGAAGCACAAUAAUCAAAAGGUAUAAAUCACUUUUAAUCUCUUAAACUGUAACAGAAUUUAUCACGGGGAGAACUGCACGGUGAAUGUAGUCGUCGUUAAUCUCACAGUGUCAGACGUACCUAUUAAUGUGUCGUACACUUCAGACUGUAUAACAUUAUCUGUGUCAGUGAUUGUUUUGCAUUAAGACAGGAAACAAAGUGAGACAUUUUAAAGUUGCUGAAUGUUAUUCAUAAAAUGUCACUUCAUGCCUUAACACGUUCAUAUCUUAAGAAUGUUUUUAAUAAAAUGUUGUUUUUUUGUUCCUGAAA
Molecule: messenger RNA, 1598 nt
Organism: Epinephelus lanceolatus (giant grouper)
Lineage: Eukaryota; Metazoa; Chordata; Actinopteri; Perciformes; Serranidae
Gene: c10h8orf76
Product: chromosome 10 C8orf76 homolog
Molecular function (GO): protein binding
Source: RefSeq, a predicted model, not a curated record